AUGGAGGGGGGAACCUUGUGGGGACAGCGCCCAGUCCCAAAGCCCCUUUUCCACCUGCUGCGCUGGGGACGGGCACCCGCCUUCGCCCUGUGCCGCGGGAGCCGGGCGAGCGCCCAGGCACCCGGUACAGAGCUCGGCACCUCCCUGCACCCCCAGCUGCCGCCGGGACCCACGCGGCGCCCCGGGGGCGCCGGGCCCGGGAGGGGGUCGGAGUCGCGCCGGUGCCAGGCGGACUCGCAGCCGUCGCCGCUGGCCCUGCUCGCGGCCACGUGCAGCAAGAUCGGGCCGCCCGCCGUGGAAGCCGCCGUGACGCCUCCUGCUCCUCCUCAGCCGGCGCCUCGCAAGCUCGUCCCCAUUAAGCCUGCGCCGCUGCCGCUGGGCUCCGGGAAGAGCAGCUUUGGGAUCCUCUCCUCCAAAGGGAACCUCUUCCAGAUCCAGGGCUCUCAGGUUGGCACCUCCUACCCCGGCGGGCAGCUGGUUUUUGCCAUCCAGAACCCAGCAGUGAUCAACAAAGGGGCCCGCUCGGUCGAGACGGUGCUUAUCGAGACCCCGGCCGAGAACAUCAUCCAGGCGGGCAGCAACCUGCUCAUCGUGCAGGGCCCGGGCGCGGGGCAGCCGGCCGUGGUGCAGCAGGUGCAGGUGGUGCAGCCCAAGCAGGAGCCGCAGGUGGUGCAGAUCCCGCAGCAGGCGCUGCGCGUCGUGCAGGCCGCCUCCGCCACCCUCCCCCCCCUGCCCCAGAAAUCCAGCCAGAACUUCCAGAUCCAGGCGACGGAGCCCACCCCUACGCAGGUCUACUUC
This is a messenger RNA of Tinamus guttatus (white-throated tinamou), 798 nucleotides long. The record is from RefSeq and is a predicted model, not a curated record. NCBI's taxonomy places the organism in Eukaryota, Metazoa, Chordata, Aves, Tinamiformes, Tinamidae.